Messenger RNA from Chelmon rostratus (copperband butterflyfish), 1103 nucleotides. RefSeq names its product dexamethasone-induced Ras-related protein 1-like. The coding region runs from base 1 to 795 and encodes 264 amino acids. Lineage: Eukaryota; Metazoa; Chordata; Actinopteri; Chaetodontiformes; Chaetodontidae. The record is from RefSeq and is a predicted model, not a curated record. The transcript is spliced from 2 exons. Gene Ontology annotation, molecular function: GTPase activity; GTP binding.
AUGAUUAAGAAAAUGUCGCCAUCCGAGAACGAGUUCGACAUACCGGCCAAGAACUGCCACAGGAUGGUGAUCCUGGGCUCCACCAAAGUUGGGAAGACAUCCAUCAUCUCUCGGUUUCUGAACGAGAGGUUUGACGACCAGUACACGCCCACUAUUGAGGACUUUCACAGGAAAUUCUACAGCAUCAAGGGAGAAGUUUAUCAGCUGGACAUUUUGGACACAUCUGGAAACCAUCCCUUCCCUGCAAUGAGGAGGCUUUCAAUCCUUACCGGUGAUGUGUUCAUCUUGGUAUUCAGCCUGGACAACAGAGACUCCUUCCAGGAGGUGCAGCGCCUGAAGCGUCAGAUUUAUGAGACCAAGUCCUGCCUGCGAAACAAGACCAAGGAGAACGUGGACGUCCCGCUGGUCAUCUGCGGCAACAAGUGUGACAAGGACUUUUAUCGUGAGGUGCAGGAGGACGAGAUCGAGCAGCUGGUCGGUGCAGACGAGCACUGCGCCUACUUCGAAAUCUCGGCAAAGAAGAACACCAACGUGGACCAAAUGUUUCAGACUCUCUUUACCAUGGCCAAGCUGCCGAACGAAAUGAGCCCCGAUCGGCACUGCAAAGUGUCCCUGCAGUACUGCGAGGUCCUUCACAGAAAGUCCUUCAGGAACAGGAAGUGCAAAGACGGGAACGCGUAUGGGAUUGUGGCGCCGUUUGCGCGGAGGCCCAGCGUGCACAGUGACUUGAUGUACAUAAAGGAGAAAGCCGUGGGAGGCAGCCAGACCAAAGAGAAGGGCUGCAUCAUAUGUUGACACUCUUUGCCCGCGCGCAUGGGACUUUCUGCGAGACUCUCCGAAGCUGAGGAAGAGGAGGCCAGCCGCUCUGCGCACAGAGCCCAAACACUGUAGACUCUGAGGCGACAGUGACACUUUGUGACCCACACUGCACUGACACAUGGAGCAAGUGGCAGCUCACAGGCCUUUCGGUGCCCUUGUAGUGAUGCAGUAGAUGCUCUGAAAAUGCUGUAAAAUCUGCCUCUACAUUAGUUGAGAAAAAAAAUGUUUACAUUUAGGUUUUUUUUUUAAAACUUGGUGGAUCUUGAAUGGUUGUUGCAUCAUGA